Diuraphis noxia (Russian wheat aphid) is the source of this 791-nucleotide messenger RNA. RefSeq names its product RAS oncogene family member Rab14 (gene Rab14). The record is from RefSeq and is a predicted model, not a curated record. NCBI's taxonomy places the organism in Eukaryota, Metazoa, Arthropoda, Insecta, Hemiptera, Aphididae. Gene Ontology annotation, molecular function: GTP binding; GTPase activity.
ACUAGCUCAAUGACUCGCUCACCAGCCCGCCUUACGUCGCCUCUUUUGGUCGUCUACCUCGACAUGCCGUAUCCAUCUGGAUGUACAGAUAACACAUUUCUGUCGCUGUUUGUUCCCCGUUCAGGCGCGUUAAUAGUACCAAAGUGUCUGUGUCCGAAAUGGCUUCUUCACAGUAUUCGUAUAUAUUCAAGUAUAUCAUAGUUGGAGACAUGGGUGUCGGUAAAUCAUGUUUACUGCACCAAUUCACCGAGCAAAAGUUUACUGCUGAUUGCCCACACACAAUUGGUGUAGAAUUCGGAACAAGAAUCAUUGAAGUAUCUGGAAAAAAAAUUAAACUUCAAAUCUGGGACACGGCAGGACAAGAACGUUUCCGAGCAGUAACAAGAUCAUACUACCGUGGAGCUGCUGGUGCAUUGAUGGUAUAUGACAUAACCAGACGUUCUUCUUAUAAUCAUUUGAGUAGUUGGUUGUCUGAUACACGCAAUCUCACAAAUCCAGGAACUGUGAUCUAUUUAAUUGGGAACAAGUUGGAUAUGGAAAGUAAUCGAGAUGUGUCCUAUGAAGAAGCCAAGCAGUUUGCUGAUGAAAAUGGAUUAAUGUUUUUGGAAGCAAGUGCCAAAACCGGAGAGUAUGUUGAAGAUGCUUUCCUUAAAACUGCUCAGAUAAUUUAUGAAUGCAUUCAGGAUGGAAGUGUAUCUUCAAAAUUGUUGUCACUCAUACGCGACCUUUUUUUAGAACAAAUGUCUCCUGAAACACUAAAUAAUCGCUCUACAGAAGCACUGGAUGGUUAA